This is a messenger RNA of Magnolia sinica, 360 nucleotides long. RefSeq lists its product as uncharacterized. Lineage: Eukaryota; Viridiplantae; Streptophyta; Magnoliopsida; Magnoliales; Magnoliaceae. The transcript has 4 exons. Bases 49 to 360 code for a protein of 103 amino acids. The record is from RefSeq and is a predicted model, not a curated record.
AUUGUUGCAUUUACUGCUGGUCUUUCUGCACCGCUCGCCUCAUGGGUCAUGCUGGAGGAGGUGAAGUCUUUGGAUGAAGUCAGCUGGAAGUUUGCCGGGCCCUGCUCCAAAAUCCAUCUUAUUUCAAGACCUGGCCUUGCUCAAACAUCGACCUGUAUGCUAAUUGCCUUGCAGUACUUCGUUAAUGUGGAUGAUACUGUUCUCAAAAGGUGGGCACUUCAUGGUUCUUUUUUAUCUCUCUAUGAUUGUAGAUCCAUUUACAUUUUUGUCCUUUUCAGUCUUGAUGCACAUGAUGUUUCAAAAGGUUGUGCUGUUAACAAUUACAAUCAAUUUACUUAUUUUCAUUUCCUUGUUUCAUAG